Molecule: messenger RNA, 544 nt
Organism: Gongylonema pulchrum
Lineage: Eukaryota; Metazoa; Nematoda; Chromadorea; Rhabditida; Gongylonematidae
Source: the annotation of a GenBank genome assembly
AUUUGUUGCUGGCGUCAUUCAACGAGAACGACUUCCAGCAUUUGAGCGCCUGCUUUGGCGCGCCUGUCGUGGUAAUGUCUUCUUGCGACAAUCUGAAAUAUCCGAGCCUCUUAUUGAUGCUGUCACUGUAUGUGAUUUUGAACUUUCUAAAAUUAUCUUCAUACUUCCUGUCGAUAAAUAUUCCAUGUCUUUCAGCUUUCGAGCAACUCUCUAUCCAUGCCCGGAUACGCCUCAGGAACGACGAGAGAUGUCCAUAGGAGUAAUGACUCGCAUUGAAGAUCUGAAAACUGUUCUAGGCCAGACGCAAGAUCACCGGCAUCGGGUCCUGGUAGCAGCAUCGAAAAACUUGCGAAUGUGGUUGACAAAAGUGCGUAAAAUCAAAUCCAUUUAUCAUACAUUAAAUCUGUUCAAUUUGGAUGUCACCCAGAAAUGUCUGAUUGCCGAAUGCUGGUGUCCUGUGGCCGAGCUGGGACGAAUUCAACUGGCUUUAAAACGAGGCACGGUUAGUCUGAAGCGAUACGAUAUGCUGUACUUUAUGAAAUGA